Messenger RNA from Staurois parvus, 584 nucleotides. Lineage: Eukaryota; Metazoa; Chordata; Amphibia; Anura; Ranidae. The record is from the annotation of a GenBank genome assembly.
UUUUUUUUUUCUUUCAUUUAGAAACCACACAGAUAGAAGAUCCACGUAAGCUAUGGAGGAAGGAACAGGAGCGGAUGCUGAAGGACUAUCUUAUGGUGGCACAAGAUGCCUUAAGCACUCAGAAAGAGCUUUAUCAUGUGAAGGAACAAAGGUUGGCACUUGCCCUGGAUGAAUAUGUGAGGCUAAAUGAUGCCUACAAAGAAAAGUCUAGCUCGCGUACAAGCUUAUUUUCAGGUUCGUCUUCAAGUACCAAGUAUGACCCUGAUAUCCUUAAGGCAGAGAUUUCCACAACAAAAGUCAGGGUUAAAAAGUUGAAGAGGGAGCUAUCACAAAUGAAACAGGAACUACUGUACAAAGAGCAGGGGUUCCAGACAUUGCAGCGCAUUGACCAAAAAAUGUCCGGAGGCCAGAGCGGCUAUGAGCUGAGGGAAGCCAAGGAUAUCCUCUCUGAGCUGAAGAGCAUAAGGAAGGCCAUUAGCACUGGAGAGAAGGAGAAGCAGGACCUGAUGCAGAGUCUUGCGAAGCUCAAGGAAAGGUUUCAUCUAGAGCAAGGCAGAGGAAGAUCAGAGCCAGACUUGACGUCC